AUGAGUUUCUUACCUUUUGUUGACGUUGAAGAGGUUGAGUACCAGGAACAGAUAGAAAAGUUGUAUGAAGAGACGAGAGAACAAGUUAUGGAUGGGGCAGAGAUGCAUCCCGAGGUUGUCAAGAUGCUUGCGGUCUCUGAAUUAGACGAGAGGAAGCGUGCGAUGCCUGAUGACUGCGAUGACCCAGACAGUAAACGUAAACAGCCAAGGAUUAGUUUACAACGGUAUAGUAUCGAUGAAGGGAGUAGUGUGGAGAGUCUUAUGAUUAAUGAGGCGUAUCUGCGACACCAAGAGCUCGUGUUGAAGGAGCUCCUCCCGAAGACGAUGAUGAACCAAUGGAUAAUAAAUAAUGAGUGUAUGAAGGACGAUGGACAACAUUUACAAGAGACAAUGGACAGGCAACUGAAACAGAUUGUGGAUCUGAAUAAGCAUAGAGAGAGGUUGCAAAUGGAAGGUAAUGUUACUUUGCAAGAGUUGGAGAAACAAUGGCAUAACCAAUUGAUCAAGAAUCUGCAAUGA
Molecule: messenger RNA, 519 nt
Organism: Tetrapisispora phaffii CBS 4417
Lineage: Eukaryota; Fungi; Ascomycota; Saccharomycetes; Saccharomycetales; Saccharomycetaceae
Gene: SNT309
Product: Snt309p
Exons: 1
Coding region: 1-519 (172 amino acids)
Biological process (GO): mRNA processing
Source: RefSeq, a predicted model, not a curated record